Molecule: messenger RNA, 720 nt
Organism: Andrographis paniculata
Lineage: Eukaryota; Viridiplantae; Streptophyta; Magnoliopsida; Lamiales; Acanthaceae
Product: putative lipid-transfer protein DIR1
Exons: 1
Coding region: 160-462 (100 amino acids)
Biological process (GO): systemic acquired resistance
Molecular function (GO): fatty acid binding
Source: RefSeq, a predicted model, not a curated record
UAAGAGACGUGCUUAAGACACAAAACACAUGCCUAAUACAUGACACUGCAGUUUGAACCCAACAAGGCAGCCCAAACCUUAAAGAAACCAAAACACCACCAGACAAUUCUAUAAAUUCUCGAGACACACCGGCACAAAUAUCGCCACAAAAAUUGCACCAUGGAGUCGUAUUAUUACCGUAUUCUUGCAUCUGCCAUAGCCGUCUUGGUCGUUCUCGGGGCAGCCGGGAAGGUCCAUUCUGUGUGCAACGUGUCUCUCGAAGAUCUCGAGAAGUGCCUUCCAGCAGCCCACCCGCCAAAUCCGCCGCCCCCAACUCCCGACUGCUGCAACACGCUCGCCCGGGCCAACCUUCCCUGCCUCUGCGGCUACAAGAACGACCCGGUCUUGCCGGCCGUCGGUGUCGAUCCGAAUCUCGCCUUGCAGCUCCCUGGGAAGUGCAAUCUCCCAACACCACAGUGUUAGAACAUCAUCGUCGACAUCCUUAGCGUAUGAUGUUGUUACAGAUUGUGUUGAUGUUGUGAUUUGUUUGUGUUUGUUUGUUGCAUCUAAGUAUGGAAUAAGUUUGUGUGUCGUGAAAUGGAUGCUGUUUGUAAAAUGGCUGUGAUUGGUAAUGGUGUCUGUGUAAGUGUCUAUAUGUGGAAUAAUUGUAAUUAGGGAUGUGUUGUUUUAGCAAUAAAACCAGAUUAAGGUUGUACACUUAUGAUGUUCUUGACAUCAGAA